Messenger RNA from Amoebophrya sp. A120, 2240 nucleotides. The record is from the annotation of a GenBank genome assembly. NCBI's taxonomy places the organism in Eukaryota, Dinophyceae, Syndiniales, Amoebophryaceae.
AAAAGAGGGGCCCUGGUCAGCGGUCUGUUCUUCCAGGAGCAUGAAGCUCAUAUUCAUUUUAUGGUUUGCCUGCAUGAUCAUGUAGCUCGCGGGCACGCCGGCCCUUGAAAUCCGACACGAAACCAAGAUGGAACUACGGUUUUCGGGCAACAAACUUCUGAAGAGGAGGGUAGAGGCAAAACCCACUGGCCGCACAUCUCCUGUGCGACGCUUCGACUGAUUCUGCUGUGUUGCGUUUUUUCGUUUAAGCGGCCGAGUACUAAGAGUACCCUUACGAUUUUGCCGGCACCGGCGUGUUAGUGGACUUAGUUUUCUUUACGGAACCCGCGGGGAAAAACAUCUGUAGCCAUGCCGCUGAAACAGCAGGAUUUGAACGAUGCGAUGGAAAACGACUGGGCGAUUGGGUUGACGCAGGCCCCCUGCAAUAUUCAUGUAAAAUUUCCAGUCGAGGUCAAUGGGGCAUGCCUGAGGAGAGGUUGGCCCACCUAGGUUUCAUCUUCUGGACCCGUUGCAUUGCAGUUGCUCGCCCUGAAGUCUUCUGUGGUUCAAGAAUGUCAAUGUUUUGCAUUCUGUAGAUGUGCUUUUUCAUAGAACCACUUCUUCUGGCAAGGCAAAUCCCGCCUCGACUGCAAAUUUCACCAGCAUACGCGCCGAACCAGCCCAGUGUUGCCUUGCGUUUUGGUGCCUCCCAGGAUGUCCCUGUGUGUCCGGGUAAGAAUAAGGCACGCAAAAUUCUUUUGCAGCCCCAAAUAUUGUGUUCGUUUUGAUGCACUUUCCCAAAGAAUGAGAAGCAAAGAUCCAUAUGUUUCACACGUAUUCAAAACCAGGUACCUGCAGCGAAAAGAGUUGAUGAAGGUCACCGGCGAGCCCUACGUGUGUUGUGGGGGCAUGUUUCCCUGUGGCCCUCUGAAGGACCCACAGGACGAGAACUGUCUAUUUUGCGAAGCCUGCUGCUGCCCGCACUGCGCUGUUGUCGCGAAUCGCUACAUUGUGCAGACCCGGUUUUCUAUACGAAACGGCCCCUGCGACGAGUUCAUUCUCACCUUCAUGUGCAUCGUCAGUUGGACAAUCUGCAUCUUGGAAACAGCAGGAUACGAUGUGCCAGACGAAAUCGAAGUCAUUGUAUUUGUUUGCUUCUCAUGUUGCUAUGCAUAUGAAACAUGAGUCUCGGCUGGAAAAGCACUCUUACAACUUCCUAGCGGGUGCAUGAGGAGUAGUAAGACUCAUGGGGACCAUAAGUACUAAAUUUUUACAAUACUUACUAGGUCGACCUCCUGAUUGACAUUGUUUACGCCUGCAUGCAUGCCCAGCAGCACCACCAGAUCGAGCUUAUCAAGAAGACAGUUUAUAAACCGCCAAGUCCGCAGGUGAUUGUCAUGUUGCCACCCGUGCAACAGGUAUCGCAUUGUUUUUGUUUGUUUUUAGCGAUGUUAUUUUUUUUCGUUUGUUGUGGACGCGUGCGCGUGCCACAUUAAAUUUUCGUGGUCUUCACUUUAUCGAUCCUGAAUGCGAUUCCACUUUGCCAGAAUAUGAUCGCGAACGCGAAAAUCGUGGCUCAACCUGGCGCACCGGUACCGCCGCAACAGUAUGGGCAAGCGCAGCCAUACGGACAGGGUCAAUACGGCUACCAGGGACAGCAAAUGCAGGUGCAGCAACAGCCGAUGUAUUACCAGCAGCCACAGCAGCAGCAGAUGUACUACCAGCAAGCGCCGCCGAACUACGGACAAGGCUAUGGCGGCCAACAGCACGGUGGCAUGCAGCCUUUGGGAGGCGGGAGGUAAGUCGAGAUUAAUCGAGAAGACGUGCUGCAAUUCAAUUAUCAAUCUUUUGUGUGAGGACUGGUGUCCAUCACGAUUCAGAUUCUUGUGUCUUCGACGUAGGUUGAUGGAAAGACGUGCUUGUCACAGGUUUUCCUCAAAAAUUUUCCGAAAACAACGCAACUGCCAGGUACUAGGUCCUCUUGACGCUCCAAGGUCGCUGGAUUUUGCGCAUGCAAGCUACAAAAUGUGAAGGCACUUUCUGCAGGACGAGCAGAAUCCUUCGAUUCAGAUGGUGCAAAAAUCGUUGCCUAGCAGAGACGCCAUCAAGAAGAUCUUUUGCACUACAUAGAAAAUGAUGCGCUUUUCUCCGGGUGUGGUGAGGAAAAAUCGCCCUCGCACACGCAGAACUACUAAGAAAAAACGCUGGGUUUUGCAGAAGUAAAAUAUACAUCUCACGCGCAUAGGUUUCUGUCCAGUCAU